Messenger RNA from Aspergillus terreus NIH2624, 2427 nucleotides. Its product is annotated as HET domain-containing protein. NCBI's taxonomy places the organism in Eukaryota, Fungi, Ascomycota, Eurotiomycetes, Eurotiales, Aspergillaceae. The transcript has 2 exons. The record is from RefSeq and is a predicted model, not a curated record. Bases 1 to 2427 code for a protein of 808 amino acids.
AUGAACAACGACCUCGAGGAUUCGGUCUAUAUUGUCGGAGCUACGCAGUAUCGAGCCACUGUGAGAAGUAUAAGAUUUGGUGGACAGUACCUAAGUAGUAUACAUCUACCCGUUGGCCAGUGCGUUCUGUUCCCUAGCGGGGUCCUUACCCUUUUGGAGCCAUGCAAUACCAGAGCUCCAGCCUUUGGGCAACUCCUCCACCAAGGUACCAACGACAUUCAUCACCUCGCCCACCUCGACGCCCGGCUACCCGACAGGGUUUCAUUGAAUCCCGCCUCCGGUCAACGUCACCUCCCCAGCGGUAAAGAACGCGACGAUGCCGCUAGCUCACCCAGCCAGGGAAGGCACCAGUCGUCCAACCGACCAGAUUACAAGGUUGGGAUCCUGUCUACAAGUAACCUGGACCAAAUGGCUUCUAAUUGCUUUCAUAUCUCUAGGUGUCUGCGACCGCCGCACCUGUGUCAACCCUGUUGGACUGGCCUGUUUGGUGAAGCGGGCUUCCGAGAGCUCUUACUACCAGGCGGCAGCAGGCGCUAUACGUACAGAACGUCCUGGUCGGGACUGGCAGCAUCCGAGACAUGUAACUGGUGCCGGCUACUACUGAUCAACCGAGAAAUCACUGACAGGGGCGACGCGCUCACGGUUACUGUUGAGAUGCGGGAAGAAGAAUCGCGAGAUAUCACUCCGCCUGGAGUACAGAGACUGUGGGUCUUUUUGAACAACGAGGAAUCUGCGCAUCAUGCUGCUGGCUACAUACGCACGUCCGCAAGCGCCCCUGAAGUCUUCCAAUCAGUCCUCCAGCAUGUUGAGCAGUGCAUGUCCGGGCACGAGCACUGCAAGGCAACGGCACACAUCAACCCCUUGCCUACUCGUGUGGUCGAUUGCACCAAUCCCUUGAAGCCAAAACUCUGGGCUACGGAUGGCAAAGAGGGCAAGUACAUCGCCUUGAGCUAUGUGUGGGGGGAGCCACAGGCUCAUAGCACGACCCAGGAUAGGCUGGAGACGUACCAGGGAGGAAUUGAGCUAUCAGCCCUCCCGCAGACGAUUCGGGAUGCAAUACGCGUCACGCACAGCCUGGGUUACCGGUUUCUCUGGAUCGACAGCCUCUGCAUCCUACAGGACUCGGACGAAGACAAGAGGAACGAGAUUGGCAACAUGCGCAGUAUCUAUUCCGACGCUUCUCUCGUCAUCAUCGCAGCCAGCGCAAAAAAGGUAGGCGACGGAUUCCUCCAGACCCGGACGUCCAAUGUUUCAGAGGCAAAUGACACACCGUUGGCUUUUCAACUGCCAGGGGGUCGGAUUGGAUCCCUCCACUUGUCAACCAACGGAAAAUUCUCAGGCUAUGACCCUUCUAUGGAGCCGGUAAACGCAAGAGGAUGGUGCUUCCAGGAGCACAUGCUCGCGACACGGGCUCUGGUUUUCGCCUCUCAUACACUGCAGUACCACUGCCGGACAAACGGCGUACGCAACAUCGGCAACUCUUAUAACUAUUCACCUGAUGAAACCGCCGGCCGAAUCCCUGGGAGAAUAUUCUUCAUGGCCGAAUCCAUGAAGACCCAAGGCUCCUCGAUACAGCCACCAGCACGCACUUCGCUAUCGGCUGAGGAAUGGAAGUCAACCCGCAAGGCGUGGUUUGUCGCGUUAAGGAAUUACACGCAGCGCUCAGUCGGCCAUCCGGCGGACAAGCUCAUUGCUUUUGCGGCCAUUGCCGAAACCUUCCAUGCCCUUUGGUCCGAGACGAGGUACCUUGCUGGCCUCUGGGAGGACACGCUCUUGGAGGACCUGCUCUGGAAAAAGCCGAAGCCGCCACUCCCGCGCCCCGAGGCAUACAGGGCACCCUCGUGGUCUUGGGCGUCUGUCGAUGGCGAGACCAAUUUGGAUGUAAUAGACGACAUGAUGCAACGGUCUGGGGAAGACGCCGUCAAGAGUCGUUGCGAGAUACUCUCAUGCGACGUUACGCUAGCGGAUCCGGCACUCUUGUUUGGCGCCGUCACCGGAGGUACGCUUGUCUUGCGAGCUGCCUUGGUACCAGCCCUGUUAGCGCCUUUUUUCUCAGAAAUCGCGUCAGAAAUUCAAGUACACGCCCGACCUCGCUGUGGCAACAUGGUCGGCCAGGCGGGGUCGAGUACGGAGCAUGAAUCCACUGCCGACUCGGAGAACCCCAACACAGGAAUGGUCACCAUCGGUACUUUUUGGCCUGACAGCUCGGAUGACGCACGGCUUGGGGAGGCCUGGGCCGUGCCCAUGAUGUGGAAGAAACCGAAUAUCAGGUACGGACUCAUCGUCGUCCCAGCCAACGAGGAUGGAAAUGUGGUAAGAUACCGACGCGUCGGCCUGUUCACACAUGGUGUCGUCCAUGCAAAUGGAAAUGCGGCGGGUAUAGACUGGAUUGACUGGCAAGAUCCCGUAGAGAUAGUGAUUGAAUGA